CUUAACAAAGAACGUUACUUGAAUAUUUCGUCAUAAAAUGAUAAAGGAGGAAGAUAAAGAUGAAUUCCUGUGCAGAAUCAUGGAAAAAAUCCAAAAUAGCCCGCAUUUUCUGGACAUGAAAGCGGAUUUGCAAAAAGAAGUUGCAAAACCUCACAUUCAUGUGACAGACAUGAAAGAGAGCAUUCAAAAUUACUUGAGAGACUCGGGAUGGGAGGUCAAGCUACAGAAUGCAGUCUACUUUCAGCUAAAGAGUUUACCAAUGUCCUCAGCACAAGGCAUUCCCCAGAACCAAGUAAAGGAACCAUUAGCAUUUAUUCGUAAGGCACAGAUGAACUGGGAGAAGAGGAUUGUUAAGAGUAUUAACAGCAUGUGCACGGAGCUAUCGCUUCCUCUGGCAAGAAAAAGGUCAGCAGCAGACCAGAGUGUCAUUUCAUCAAAGUUUGAAGUUUUAGGUGGUGAACUGGAUGAAAAACAAAUGGAAAAGAUCAAACCAGUCUAUGCUCCAAAGGACUUUUUUGAGGCCCUUAUCAGCAUUGAAAAUCCAAGCUUUACACCACUUCGCAAGACCCCAAGCUUAAUCAAAGGAUGGGGUUUAAUGAAGAUUCAACUGUAUACAAAAUCCCUUCAAGAUAUGAAAAUUCUUUUUAAAGAAUUGGACCCAGGAAAUUCUCACAGUGGGGUGGAUGAUGCCCUCCUUGAAAGCACCUCGUGUGAUUCAUUCGCAACUGAUUGGAAUAAGAUUGGAAGGAAAGUAAUUCAACAUGGAAGUGCUCCAAUUGCCAGACAGUAUGCCAAACAUGGCUGCCCCACGGGGCUGAGGAGGGAACUUUGGUGUCUUAUACUGGGUCUGGAGGUUGAUGAUGUGGACCUGUUAUAUUUUCAGCAGCUGAAGCAAUAUGUUAUUGAGUAUGAUAUGUUGGUGGACAGCCUCAUAACGAAGGACAUCAAGCUCACGUCAUCGAACGAUGAUGACUACUUUGUGUUUGAAGAUGUUCUGUGCCAAGCUCUACUUGUUUUCAGUCGAGAUACAUCCAUCCUAGAGCAUUUUGAACUUUCCAGUGCCACGCCCCCAAAAUCUUUCAUUCGAGGCAAACUUGGUGUUCAAGAUUAUGCUGUGUUUUAUCCCCCAAAUGGUAUCAUCCCCUUUCACGGCUUUUCUUUGUAUGCAUCUCCUUUGGGUUAUAUUUGUGCCGAAGCUCCACAACUUUACUUUCUCUUCCGACGAAUUUACACCAGAUACCUUUUUCGUCUUCACACUAUAUCCUCACACCCUCAGGGAAUUAUGUCGCUGUGUGUGUUAUUCGAAAAUCUUCUUCAAACUCACGAGCCCGCUCUGUUUUACCAUCUGAAAGAAGUUGGUGCGCACCCGCUCCAUCUAGUCUUUAACUGGUUAAUCUACGCAUUUGCUGGUUAUUUGGAGACGGAACAGCUGCUCCUUUUGUGGGACAGGAUAUUUGCUUAUGACUCAAUGGAGUUAUUAGCAGUUCUCGCAAUGGCAGUUUUGUCUUAUCGUCGCGCUAAUCUGUUGGAGGUCACCAACUUACAGGCAGCUCAGACGGUGCUGGCCGAUAUAUCCACGUUAAACUCAAUUGCUUUACUACAAUACGUGUUAUUUCUCAAGUAAUAACAUACUACCCCUCCUUGACAAUCAAGAGUGAGGACAAUACACUGAAGAAAGCCUGGAACCUAUGGAUGGUAAACCACUUGUUGUCCGUAGUGUACUGCUUCCUCAGAAUUGAACUAGUCGUUUCCCAACAACUGAGAACACCGCGCCCGUCGUUACUUUAAUGUUUGCAGGCAAACUAUUUCCACCGUCUCACUAGCUUCAAACCAUUUCCGGCCUGAAAUUUCCCAUCCGUCACAUCUCAUCUCUCAGUCUCGAGAGCGAGUUUAAUCAAACGUGAGAAAGUUGACAGAGAUUGAAUCUCCUUGUUUGAGAGAAGUUCUGCAAUCUUCUGUGCACCUGUAAAGGGCGUUAAAAGUACACGAGUGAACCACUUUGCACCAUCAUUCAAGUGCGACGUCUUGAACCGGUUCUACAUUCCCUUCUAGCUCACGACGACGACGCUUGUGUCCAUAGUAUGUUAUGAUACAGUGUAUAAAAGCAAGGAAAAUACUCAUUUCUCUUCGUAUAAGUUAUUAUUGAUAAUGCACAACAAAAGAACUCGAACUCGUUUGUAAAAGCACUCUUGAAAUUGUAAAAUACAGCCCGUUUGUAAAUUGAAUGUGUAUCUAUAUAAACGCAAAAUGAACUUUUCUAUUCGCGAUAUAAAUAGGCCUUUUGUUUGCCUCCAUCUAAUUACGACUUUUGAGACGAAAACUAUGGCUACUGAUGCCUACAUGAAUAAAAUAAAUUUAAAAUUA
This is a messenger RNA of Stylophora pistillata, 2364 nucleotides long. Its product is annotated as TBC1 domain family member 19. NCBI's taxonomy places the organism in Eukaryota, Metazoa, Cnidaria, Anthozoa, Scleractinia, Pocilloporidae. The record is from RefSeq and is a predicted model, not a curated record.